ACGAAUCCGCGUGCUCAGACGUUUCGCUCGAAGGUGGCAAUCGUUAUCAAGAUACACACAUCGAACGAAUGCAUCACUGACUGUCCAGACCCAGCGUAAACUUUGUCCGACAUUUAGAACAGGUAAUUUCAGGUUCCCUCCGUGCUUCCCAGUCACGCUAUCGCGCGUGGGGCCAUGUGUUUGUGCAAGUUCCAGUCCACGACUCGCGUCGCGUCAUUCGACAUAGCAGAGAACGCGCUUCAGUAUAAUUAUCAUCAGCUGUUCGGCCAGUUGGCUGCCCGUCUCGCCUGUAAUAACUAAAUUUACGAUUUUCUUUGUUUCUCUCGUCCCCCCGACUCGGUCGAUGUGCGCCGUAGGAAAUCGCUACUGAAAAUGUCCGCCGAUUCCCAGCGACGAGCAGCGCCCGGCAGCAGUGGAUCCGCGACUGCUGCCCGCUGUAUGCCGGCGAUCGUACCCCCGCAGGCCGUUAGUGAUCGGUCGAUCAUCGACAGUGUGGCCGGAUUCAUCAACGAUGUAGCGCUGCAGACCCAGGCGCCGCAAGGCGACGGCAAGGAUCACAUCCUGUGGGCCCGAUUCGAGAGCACCGCCGACAUCAGCGAUCCCUGCCUCGGGGACGACUGGGAGCUGGAAGGGGGCAUCGCCCCACCGCUCCUGCUGAUACUGGGCUACGUCAACGGGAUUCAGGUAUGGAUCAUCCCAGCGAAUGGGGAAGCGAUCGAGGUGCUCUCGUGGCGUCAUGGCAGCGUCAAGUGCUUGCGCGUGCUGCCGACACCGACCGUCGGCGACGGAGAAUCGGCCACCGAGCCCAACGACCAGUUCAUCCAUAAGCGACCGCUUAUUGCUCUGUGUGACUCAGCCUCAAGUGGGUUCGUUGGUAGCGGUGGGGGUGGUGGCGGCAUGUCGAGCGGGAACCAGUCGCAGUUCUGCUCGAUCAACUUCAUAUCACUGAAGGACGGCGAGAACGUGAAGAGCAUCAAGUUCAAGAACCCGAUAGUGGACGUUCUCGCGAAUCGAUCAUCGGUGGUGGUGAGCUUUGCGGAGCGUAUCGCUGUCUUCGAUGCUCGCACGCUUGAAGACCGGCUGACGGUUACGACGUGCCAUCCAAGUCCUGGAUUGAAUCCCAAUCCGAUUGCACUCGGUCCACGCUGGAUUGCGUAUGCCGAAAAGAAGCUGGUGCCGUCUAAACGGUCCAGCGGCGGCUGUGAUGGAGAUGGGGUCACUAGUUAUACGGCUACGGUGUUGAAUGCGGCAAAAAGCUUAGGAAAGGGUUUACGAGAGCUUGGCGAACAGAUGGCCGCUGGAUUGACUGGGGGUAGUCAUUCGGGACCUAGUUCCUUUAGCGGUAGUACUGGUGGAUCAGUGGGAAACGUAGCAAGCGAAGGCAAUCAGCCAGGAAUUGUUACGAUACUUGAUAUCAAGUAUCCGAUCAAGGACGUUAGUCCCACCACGGGAACUCCGAUUACCAGCACCGGGAAUGAUCCAAUGGUUGCACAUUUCGUGGCUCAUUCCGAAGCCAUUGUAGCGUUACAAUUCGAUGCUUCCGGAAUGAUACUGAUAACGGCGGAUAAGCGUGGACAUGAUUUCCAUGUCUUCCGAAUCCAUCCGCAUCCCAGCGGUCCCUCGCUGGCAGCGGUUCACCAUCUGUACAUUUUGCAUCGCGGAGACACGACAGCCAAAGUGCAGGACAUAGCAUUCUCGUUAGACUCUCGAUGGGUAGCGAUCUCAACCUUGCGAGGAACGACGCACGUGUUUCCGGUGACUCCCUACGGGGGCCCAGCCGGAGUUCGAACGCACGGGUCGCCUCACGUUGUAAAUAGAUUAUCUAGAUUUCAUCGGUCCGCCGGGCUGUCCAUUGACGGCCGGUCCAGCAGUCCCGUUUCGAACUUGGAACACCCCUUGUCUCAGACGCCGACAUCCGCUUACGCCAAUCCACGGAUUCCACCGUUUCCGCAUCCCACAAUAGUGCAACCGCUGGCGCAGCUGAGACAACCGAGCACCCUGGGUUCGCAGUCGACCACCGGCACGAGCGUCAAGAGCGCUGGCAGUAAUGGGCGGCAGCGUCACUCAUCUUCCUCGUCGGAUGACCUGCUGAAGCCUCUUCGCGUUUGUGCCACGUUCGCGAAGGCACGUUCCUGGCUAUUGGAUCCACCGGGAUCGGCUAGGGACACACCGGCCCAUCGCAUCCAGCGGAAACCGGUCGACUCGCUGUUCAUCGUUGCUGCCCACGGGGCUUUGAUUCAGUACGAUUUGGACCCGAAACAUGUAGCCAACAUCCCCAAAGAGAAGGUCUGCGACGACACACCGAUCGAGCUGGAAGUGGAAGCCAAGGCACAGUGGACCCUUCAGCGCCAGGAAAGUGCCACCGCAAGUGACAUACAGCCACCGCUUCCGUUGGACAACUGGCUGGUGAAGGACCGCUUCCUGGAGGAUACCGUUGCGGAUGUAGUCAGCGAUUACGGAAGCUUCGACUAUCAUCAUCGGGGAACCGUUGGUGGUGGGGGUAGUGACCAUCGAGGCAGUACCAGUAGCAUCGAUCAUGAUGACCGUUGGCUGUCGCAGGUGGAAAUAAUCACACAUGCCGGGCCGCAUCGGCGCCUCUGGAUGGGACCGCAGUUUAUGUUCAAAACAUAUAAUACACCUAGCGGAUCCCCGUUGACGUCGAUUGACACCGAAUCGGUGGAGAUCGGUCCCGGAACCAUGGUGAACCGCCCGGCUCGCUCCAACCCGAUGAAUAUGCCCAUCUCUGGAGGUAUGAGGCCAUUGGUACCCAUACUCAUUGAAUCUGGAUCAUGUAGUAGCUACGAACAAAGUCCCCGAAUGAUGAACAUGAACGAAUUCCGGCAUCACGAAAAUCUGGACACGGAAUUCUCUUCGCUGGGACCGGUCGAGUCCCAGCUGAGGGAAGAUCUGGCCGAUGCCAUGCGGGAAUCACCGCUGAUUUCCGGACGAGACACCACAGGCUACACGAGCGCCACACCCAUACCGGCCGGGUUAUCUUCGGUGUCCUCUUGCUCCUCCACCUCGAUCUACUCGUCAACGCACUCGUUGAACUCGAUCUGCGACCAAAAGCUGUCCCUCCCAACGGUGCCACCAUCCGGGGCGCCAUCCCACGGACAGCUGCUGAAACACCACGUAACGCACCUGCAACAGCAGCACGAUCAGCAGCACUCGUCAUCACUGCCCACGAGCUGCUCGCGACCUGCCUCGGCGGCAAGCAGUCGAGCAUCUGGUUCGGUGACGAUAACCAAAGUGGUGAACCCAUUGGGAACGGUAACGACAGUGUGCAAUGUUGAGCCGGAAGGGCCGGAAUCGGGAACCGAUGCCCGUCGGGAUUGCGAGGUCUACAUGCAUGAGAACUGUGACGAAGCGUUGUUCAGACCAGUAGUCACGGUUCAUAGCAUACCUGGCGCAGAGCGCGAACGACGCGGGUCAUCCCUGGAUCGGCUGACUUCGCUGGUGGCCGGCGGAAUGGAACCUACUUCACUGAGUAACCGAGACCUAAUUGUACCGGUUAUCGAGGAGAAGAACAUGGUGCAUUUCAGCAAAUCGAAGAAAAAGGAAGAAGAGAGCCUGGUGGCAAAAUUUGAGGAACUCUCUUCCAUCAACAAGAGAAGUAAAAAGCAGGACGAACCGGAAAUGAUAGAAACUAUUCCAGAAGCAACGGAUCGAAAAAUGGCAGGUGAUUUCGUAGAUGUUGAGGUGGUGGAACGCAAAGCACCGGAGGCACCGAAAAACGUUGGUGGGCGAAAGAAGGAAAAGUCGCCACCGAUUACGGCUCGGAGCGAGAAGAAAAAGAAGGAGCCAGAACCACUCGAAGUGAUCGAAAUAGUGGAUCCUGUUGGCGAAGAGCUGGAAUUACCACCUGCGGUGGAAAAGGCUCCCCGUAACAGGAAGAAAGAUAACGGCAAGAAGAAGGAUGAACCCAAGCAGCAACCGAAGGUGGAGACAAAACAGUCGAAGAACGCGGAUGGCAAUGGAGGACAAGUGACGGGCGGAAGCAAUAGGAAAGAAUCCAAGCAAGACAAUCGAAAGCGUAAAGAAAAGCAACAGCAAGCGCCGGUGAUUCUUCCGGAGACGGAACAAGAACCGGAACGCGAAGCAGAACCGCCGCCGGUGAUGAUUCCGACGAUGGAAGACGACGAAAUGCUCAAAUCGAUCUGCGACGAGUUCCCACCACUGGAAGCGUUGAAAAUUGACGAUUUGGAAUUGUUUGGCGAGUUGAACGAACCGGGAAAUCUAAAAGUGACCAGAACGGAAAUUAGCGUUCAGGAAUCGAUGCUUGCUUCUAGUAUGGUCGGGAUGCGCGAAGAAAAACCGGUUGAAACGGGUGAUGCGGAAGCAUCAAGUAGUGUGAAUGUUGGUAAAGACGAGCAGAACAGUGUGGAAGAAGAGAAACAGUGUGUUGAGGUAGUGAUGGACGAGGAAAUGAAAGUUGUGGAAAAGGACGAGAUGAUUUUGUCGAGUUAUGAGUUCGAGUUUACGCAGCCGUUGCCUCCCUUGGAGCAAUUGGUGUGUAAGGAGUUGGAGGAUUUGGGUUGUAGCGAGAGUGCGAAAAAAGAGCAAAAGCUUUUGAAGCAGCCGAGCGAGGAGAAGACGUUGAUCAACUUUGAAAGUCCGCUUGAAGAGAAAGCUAACAGCAGAGGGAAGUCGGUAUUGGAGGACAGAAACAUUGUGAUCGCCAUGUGCUCCAGUUUGAAAGAGAUUGGGGAAACCAGUGGUUCUUUGAUCCUGGGAGGUAGUCGUAGCCUUUCAGCAUCGAUGAUGGAACCGACAACACUGAAGCAGCAACUCUCGGUGGAAGGGCAAGAUUCAGACUACAAAAGCCUGGAACUGGAGGUAGAUGACAGUGCAAUGUACAGCUCACAGCUUCCGGCGUCAUCGACAUCGGAUGAAGAUACUUCGAACUCCAAUUCGAACGAUGAUCCGGAAGAAGAAGAAAUCAAAGAAAACGGUAAGCUUCCGCAAGGCGAAGAUGAAGACGAGGAAUUACAGCCACUGAUCUCGAGCAACAAAACUUCGUCCUCGUCGCUGUCGACAACGGUUGUAAGCACCGUAGUCGGCAGUGGGCUAGGGGACAGUUUAAGCAGCUCCAUGACCGCUUCCGGCAUCGUGGCAGCAGCCGGAAGCCCUGCCAAGACAACAUCAUCAUCAACAACAACAAUAACAACAACAACGUCAGCACUGCCAACGACGGAAGCGAACCAAAGUGAGGAUAGCGGCAAGCAGAUUGCAACAACAGCAAAGCAAUCCAGCAAUGGUGGAAGUAACGGUAACGGCAAGAAGAAGUCCAAGAAGAAGCGCAAAUAAUUAGCAGCGCAUCAGCGGAUGAUGCUACUGGCGGUCACCAGGAAUGGGCUGCUACUGCUGCUGGCGCUGGUGACUGCGGCAUCAUUGCUGGUCCUGUUGUUGCUGUUGUCGUAUCUUGUUAUGCUGCAGCUUUGCUACAAGCUAGUGUUAUUUUUACUGUAUUAUUUCUAGAAGUUUUCCGCGCGUAUCUUUCCACCCUUUCCCUUGUUACCGGGGUGACCGCGAUGACGUCAGCUUUUGAUUAGGCUGUCGGUAGACGUGGCACAGAGCUCCAGCUUAGAUUUUUUUUAUGUUAGUGACUUUCACCACAAUUAACCCUUUCUUAUGUUUAAUUUCAUGUUAGUGAGGAGAACUAGUUAGCCAAAAUUCUGCUGGACAAAGUAUUUAUUAUGUUUAACAUCUCAAAAAACUUCUUGAAACUGCGACAAGCGAUCUAUCCAAUAAUUGUGAGGAAUUGUAAAAUUUUAACAAUUAAGUUGAGAUUUGUGUUUAUAUCCAACAUUCUAUAUCAUAAAAUCAAUUGGUUCUGAAUUGAAUUUCUAUCGAUAGUCCUCAAAAGUUACUCUAAUUCAGAACCUAAAAUCUUUGUUGUUAUUAAUGUUUUUUUGGCAGUCGCUUUGUUGCGCAAAACUUCAACAAUUCUGUUUGUUUUCAAAUCUCAACAGAAACAGCGCUUGUUGGAUCGAUCGCUUGCGCAGUCAAACACAGCCGCCCCCUCUCUUUUGUAUUGCAAACGUCAAACUGUUCAUACAUAAGUUAUUUAUUAGACAAAUCUUUAUUUUACAAACGAACUAAUUUUGUUAACAAGUUUUUAGUCAUGUUUUAAGUAUUUUAUUACGAUGAAAACCGUUCAAAACAAAACCACGUAGACGUUUUAAGGGCAUUGUUGAAGAAAAAAAAUAAGAAAGAAAUCUGUAUUAUCUGAACACAAAUAUAUAAGAUAAGAGACCUGCACACAUCCCUGUAAUAUCGUUAUUUUCCGGCAUGUUUUCUGUUCUUGCAAAUCCAGAAUCUUCAUUUUUUACGUUUUGGGCGAAACAUCCUUGAAAAUUGUCUCCGUUUUGUAGCUUAUCAUGGGCAAAUCUAAAGUUACAAUUAGCGACGAGUCGAAGAAGGAAACAUGUUUUAGACUAUAAGAGCUCAAAAAGGACUGAAAAAUAAGAAAAAAAAUAUGAGGAGUAAAUUAUGUGAAUACCGAGAUAAGGCAGACAUCUAGUGCUAUGUAUUUUAGAAAGUUUUCGGAAUUAAAUGAUCGAAACCUACAACUUCUGUUAUUUUUAUCGAAGAAACGAGUGAUCUUUAUUUUUUCAGUAACAGUAGUUUCAUCAAUCGUACGUAACACAAUAACACACUACCAUUGCGAAUCACACUCAUCUCACAGUCAGAAAAAAAAACACACACACACUCACAUACUUACAAAGAGUAUAGAGAAAAAGCGCGUUCAUCAUUGUUGUUGAUAUUUAAAUCUCGUAACGGAACUUGAUAGUCACUUAUAGGAAGAAAAGAAGAAGAAAAAAAAACAAAAUAAAUAUUUAUUAACUUAUUCUGUGAAACGCCGAAAACGCAUAUAGGAUCGGGAACUGGGAAAUGGGAACGAAGGGAACGAAGUGUGCGAGAUGGUUUCUACGCAGGUGGGCGUCGUUGUGCGGGCGUAAGUGAAAACGGUUGAACAACGGGAACGGGUUAUAGUACAUUACUGUCGAUUUUAGGCUUUGUCGAACGUCGAAAUUGAUGGUUUGUAAUCACCGCCGCUGAAAUAUCAUCAGAGUCAUCGCCAGCCUAUCAGAAAGUAUAGAUUCAACGUUUGUCAUGUAUGGUGGCUCCAGAGAGGAACACCCAGAUCCUGACAAUUAACAAUCAACCGAUGUAGGUAAAUAAACAGCAUUUCUGGGCCCACCUUGAUAAGUUCAGCUACGGUACCUUCCUUACCAGCUGCUUUGUUAUUUUUAAGCUGGCGAAUGACAUCAGUCCUGUUCAACGAUGUAGGCUGAACUUGCUCGAAGUUGCUGCAUCCUACUCUUACCCAUUUGUCAACAAACGGGAAAGAGCGAGAUGGAGCAAGUUCGAGCAAGUUCAACCUACGUCGUUGAACAGGACUAUCAUUAACUUCCCUCGACGUGGGAGUUGGAUCAUUUCCGUCCUCUGCAACACUGGUGCAUUCGUGUCUUCCAUUGUCUCGGUUUCUCGGUUUCUCUACGCACAGGCAACACACAUGGUAACAAAACAGUGACGGCAGCUUAUGUAAGGGUUGCAAAGAAGUCACUGUGACUUACUGCGCAACCCUUACAUACGCUGCCGUCACUGUUUUGUAACCAUGUGUGAUGCUUGGGUUGAUCAUCUGGCAGAACUUCCGUGCCCAGCAGUUCCAUUUUCUUCUGUUUGUAUCGUUUCACAUUCUGUCGGGUUCCUUGCUUCAGACCAAAAGCGCAGCGUUCUUCUCCUUCACUUUGAACUCCUCGAAUCAUUCAUUCCUUCGACUCCGUGUCACGUACCCGAUGGUGCUCCCAACUGCAUCGUUGAUGGCUGCUUUUACUGUACUCCUGUAGUCCUAUUGAGCUCUUCCUCGUCUGGUAGUGCUGCCUCGAGAUUCUGCGCGUAAACUGAGGCGAGACCCCGUUGCUUCAGUCGCUUUAGGUUAUACCGUUGCGAUUGCCAAUACCGGAACGAUUUAGUCGCAGUUUGGCCAUCACCGCGUAGUGGCCAAAGUCGACAUUAGCGCCACGAGAACUGCAGUCAAGCAAUCAGAAUGUAGUCGAUUUGCAGUUCCGUCUGCUGUGGAGAUGCGCCGAUAAGGGAGGCUGUGUCGACCAUGCUGAGUAUGACCUUGUUAACGGGCACGGCAAAUAAAUCUAUGAGUCGUAAGCCAUUUUCGUUCGUCAGCUGGGAAAUUAAGGUUGAAUUGAAGAAUCGGCCCUUGGUUCUCAACCUGCACAUUCUUUCGUCGAUCGGCCACCACGAGCUUCUGCAGAUCCCCCAUCACGAUAAAAGUUUUCCCCAGCUAGCGUGUGUUGAUGUGUUCCCAGCUCGGAUAGUUGGAACGAAUACCUCUAAACGUACUCACCAAGGAUUCUGUUCACCACCUCUUGCAGGGCUAUGAUGCCGAACCCGCGGUCCUUCAGUAGAUGCGGGUGCUCCCGAUGAAGUUGAGAGAUCGGAAGUUCCACGCACCGAGUUUCCAACCGCAAGUCUUGUUUAGUCGCUGUGGUCGUAACCGUUGGUCUCAGUUCCGUUUCAAUUUGUCUAUGGAUUCGCAAGGCUGAACACCAACCUUCUACUUUCCGGAGGACCACAGUGCACGGUUGAGUUUCGAGUCCUUCCCUGGUACUUGGACGUCGGUAUGCCACGUAUGGCAACAGACGCCAUUAUGAGCCGCUCAUCCAGGAGAAUAGACGCUCAAAAUUUCCACCGGGGUUGAUUACCUGAUCUACCCUAUAAGGUUGCUGAACAAAAGCUUGUGAUCUCAAUGGGAUCUUAAAUACGACACUUUGUCGCAAUCUACAGGUUUUGCUCUCUGGUGGCGAACCAAGCCUAUUCCAUCUGAGAAGCCUUUCCACGCAUUUUGUCCCGGAAGGUUCAACACAUUUAGCUGAUUGCUCUGGUGUUGAAGUCCGUGGAGUAUGGCGUUCGCCAAAGACUUGAUUCCUGUAUUUCAUCACAAUCUACUAGGACUCAGCUCCCGGCUGUGAAUUUAGUCUACCCAGAUCCCGGUCUGAUGAUCCUCGAAGGCUGUCAACACGCUUGUUUACCUAAGUACCUGAGGCUAGCACUUCAAGACCGUUGCGUGCCUUCUGACGGUGACGUCUCUCGUAGGUCCCGGAUCUGCAUGCCUCUCGCAGCAUUUGACUGACCCUCCGGUCGUCGAAUUACUACUUCUGUCCGAUUGCGCUUGUUCGAUUGAAGAUAGAUGCUACAUCAAAAGAUUUGCUCAUCGCAAGCCUUCACAGGGUCGACGUCGACACCUUCCAGCCUGAAGAAACUUCCGAGUAGUUCAUCCGUAGCGGACAAAGGGACAUGGACCAUACAGACUUGAAUGCUGUCUAGACUCUCUCAGCGCUCAACCUGAAAUACAAGGCGCUUGCAUCUCUCGUGGUCUUUUCGCUUCAAAGUUGCAGACAAAGUUGGUAGGGUCAAGGUAUACGACUGAAGCUAAGGUUUUUUUUGGCAUGGACCUAGCAGAUGGCCUAGCAUCAUUCGUGAUUGAACCACGUAUGGAAAAAGCAGGUUGUCUCGUAGAUCAGGAUGUUUUGAAACAGUCUGAUGGUGAAGUUGGCCGUAUCGGCACUCUUUGGCAAUAACAGAUCCACCUUGAAUACAGAGUACUGAUAGUCUACUUACCCAAGCGACAAUUUGAAGGUUUGGAGAGGAUUCCAGAACCACCAUAGAACCGAACUUGUGUGGCUUUGGUUUUAUGAUAGUUCUGCAAACCUCCCCGAGUCUAGUGGACUUGAAAAUGCUUAUUGGUGGCCACGUGAGUCCAAACAGUGAUCAGGUAGAUUGAGUGUUAUUGUGACCGAAUACUUCGAGGCUUGAUGAUCAAGUACACAGGCUUCCCAGGCUUAAUGGCACAAAUGUCCCAAAUGGAGGAUAACGUGCCUCUGGAGCCGGCCUUCUGAUACCUGAGGCUUAUAGCAAGGCCACUAGGUGGUAGGACCAAACAUCACUUCGAGAGUAUCUAGCUGAUUGAAUACAAAGACUAAGGUUUUCUCCAGGUCUGAAUGGCGAGUCGAUCACUACGACUGGGAUGAGUUCUUCGGAACUGAAGUACGACGUUGAGCAAGCUCAACGAGACCAGUAGACUGACCACAAGUUAGCAGGCAAUCGGGAUGGACAGGUUAAAUUCUACACGUCUUCAUGAUAACUGUUUACGCUUUGCGUAUUGUAGAGUUCUAUCUUAUUGGUAUUGGGCGAAGUCCCUCUAGUUUCCCGAAUGUUUUGGGGUUCCCAAGUCUUCUUCAACGGCUUGCAACCAGCGCUUGGGCGGACAUCCACGAAAUCCUGACCUCUUGCAGGAUCCUUGCUGAAUAUUGGGUUCACAAUUUUAUUCCGACAUUAGCGCUGCGAAGCCAGCCCACUGAAGUCUGCCGUAUCUUAUUUGUUUACAUCGUAUACUUCAUUGUACACUUGUUGUAACUUGUGAUUGAUAUGUCUUCGAAGGUUAAUUGGUUUUGGAGAGAAUUUCAGGACCACCAUAGAACCGAAAUGGUGUUGUUCUGGUCAUAAGGUAGUUCUGCACACCUCUUCAAAUCUACUGGACUUGAAAAUGCUACUUGGUGGUCACGUAACAUGAAGAAUAGCCUCUAAGCCUGGCAAUGGCUAGUCGACCACUAUGUCAGAGACGAGUUCUUCGGAUCAGAAGUAUGACGUUGGUCAAGCUCAACGAGACCAGUUCACUGGUCAGGAGUUAGCGGGCGUUCGGGAUGGACAGGGAAAUUCUACACAUCUUGAUGGUACUUUCCAACGCCCAGCGUAUAGUACAGCUUAAUCUUCGUUGGUCUUUGGCGAUGUUGCUCUAGUUUCCUGAACGUUGUGGGGUUCCCAGGCCUUCUUCAACGGCUUGCAAGCAGCGCUCGGGCGGCCAUCCUCGAAAUCCCGACCUCUACGUGGUUUCCUGCUGAAUAUUGUUUUCAAAACCUUUUCCGAAAUUUUUGCUACGUGACCAGCCCACUAAAGUCUACCGUUUCUUAUUUCCUUCAACCCCGUGAACGGAUCUUCCGUUUGGUGACGUUCCAACUAGCUUUGCACACAUAAGCCUAAUUUAGUUCGCCAGAGAACCAUGUUCUGACAUGAUUGAUUUCGAAUACUAGUGCUGUUGGCUUUUCGGCAAAUGUUCUCCAUAUCCUAGUUGUUCAAUCACUCCAGCACCGUCAAUGACACCGAUGUUGAUACAGACCACCGUCGCAAUCUGUGGACAUUGUGAGAUCAAAGACUACAAAAAUUCAAAUUGAGUUAUUAUGUUCUCGUCAAAUGGCACCCAACCGAGCAUGCCAAGCUUAUACAUUAUCUGCUUUAUAGUCUAGCUAAUCAAAACAAAAAGUUCAAAGUUAAACAAUUACUCGCAGAAAAACAGACGUUACGCUUGAGACCUUGUAAAAGCCGAUCGGCAAAGAACACUUUAUCAAGAAGAUUUGCAGAACUUUUAAUCGUCAAGAGACGCUGUUAGCAGCGUUUCCCACGGAUGAAGGUCGAACUAUCCGUGAUAGUGUGAGUGAAGCUUCGUAACACUCGAACCACUUCAUUCUUACAUGUUUAUACAGAGGUACGACCUUUGCUCAACGUUGCCAUCGGCAACGUAUGUCAUUUGUAAUAAAGAAGGACAGGGUUCCAAGUCUUCUCAGUAAAGGGUUCUUCGAGAUCAGUGAGGCGUCCAUAUGCAUGGGUUCAACUUUGAACAUCUGACGAAAGCCGAAAGGAAUUGUUCUCGAUUUCCACUUGCUCUAUCUGGAUGGUGGAUCGAUGGAUCAUCAGAAUGAGUUAAUCUUCUUUCAGGAUCUCGAAAAUGCGUUGAGUAACAUUUUUUGCGCUUACAUUUUCUUUGCUAACAUCCAAAAAGUACCACUUUUGAAACACACACUCACACAUUUUUAUUGGCAAUUUAUGUAACACACACUAGGAGAAGCGAACCGAGGAGAAGGAUAGAUGUGACACCAAGAGAGAAGGCACAAGUGAAAAAAUGGAUCUGAUGUGAGACGUAUAAAACGCGCGCGCGUGCAAAUUUUCAAACAUCAAAGCCAAGUGUGAUUAGCUUACUAGGAGCUUCAGCAAAACGAAACAAAAGAGAGAGAAAAAAACGGUUGAGAAAAUGUCUAGAGGGAGAGCGAGAUAGAAAAAGAGAGAAAGGGCAACGAUUAAACUAGAAUAAAAUCGCGGAAAGCGGAACAGACGACGCGUGUUGAAAACAGAUAAAACAAAAAAAGCAAAAAAUGAACAAAGCAAAAUAAAAAGAAAUGUGAUUAUUUGUAUAUUUAUCUCGACGAGAAGAAAUACUAAAAAAAAAGAAAGUAGUACGAAUAAGAAUAAAUUAAUUUAUAUUAAAUAUAAGUUAAUGAAAACUAAACAAAAAAAUGAAAGAAAAAACAACCAUAAAAGAGAAAAAGAGGAAAAUCAGAAUAAAAAAUGCAAAACCUUAAAACCAAAA
Messenger RNA from Aedes albopictus (Asian tiger mosquito), 12442 nucleotides. RefSeq names its product breast carcinoma-amplified sequence 3 homolog. Bases 373 to 5307 code for a protein of 1644 amino acids. Gene Ontology annotation, molecular function: protein binding. The record is from RefSeq and is a predicted model, not a curated record. The transcript has 6 exons. Gene Ontology annotation, cellular component: cytoplasm. Gene Ontology annotation, biological process: autophagy; response to starvation. Lineage: Eukaryota; Metazoa; Arthropoda; Insecta; Diptera; Culicidae.